Molecule: messenger RNA, 1476 nt
Organism: Aspergillus homomorphus CBS 101889
Lineage: Eukaryota; Fungi; Ascomycota; Eurotiomycetes; Eurotiales; Aspergillaceae
Product: C3HC4 finger protein
Exons: 2
Coding region: 1-1476 (491 amino acids)
Source: RefSeq, a predicted model, not a curated record
AUGGCAAGCUCGUUCAACUCCUCCAUCGCAGAGCCGUGUAAUACAGACACAUGGACCGGUUACGCGGCUCCGUCUGGCACCACUACGCUUUCAAACUUCGGAGUCUCUGAUACACCUAACACCCACCGAGAUUCUCUCAUUUCAUCUGUUGGCUCUAAUGAUGGAGAUACAAUAAUGUCCGACUAUGCCAACAACCAGGAUAUUGGGAUAAAUAAUGGGGUUGGAGGCUUUAUGCCCCAAGAGACUCCAACAGAACCUCCUCCUUGGGAUUACUCUCAAACUCGUAUUCCACCACAAAGACGCAGGGUAUACAACCAACUUUCAAUGGAACAGGAAAGGCUCUUUCUCAACCAGGCGCAGGGUGGGAGCCAAGCUACAUACUAUGCAAGCCCUUCCGCACCUACAACUGCUCAACCUUCGAAUAGCAUGGAUAGUCAAACUAGCGGACUCCGACUGACAGGCCUAUUGACCCCACGAACCUACUCAAGCCCGACUCCAUUAGAGCCUAGAACAAGCAACCAUGGACCAGUUCCGCCAUCUGAUCAUUUGUCCUGGGGGCCUAGAUCACAGCCAGUAGCCCAAGGUGUCCUAUCAAGUGGAACCGUGCAUGGACCAAGCCAGCGGCUACCGCAACAGCAGCGUCCUAUGUAUAGCAUGCCUCCACCAUCAGUUUCGCAUACAGGUAUUCAUAGCAUUCCUUCACCAUCGGCUUCACUGCUCAGUAAUAUUGUGCCACUUGCGGAGAGUCCGGCAACGGUAUCAACGGUACCAACUUGGACACAUCACCACCUUGCAACUUCCAGGCCACUGCAACAGCAGCUACAGCAACCGCAACCGCAACCGCAACCGCAACAACACCGUCAGCAUCAGAACCAGCAACCGCACCAGCACCAACGGCAUGAUUCCUUCCCAACAAGGGAGCCUCCCACCGCGCCAAGAUACCCCAACCCAGCUGUCCCGACGCGGGGACCUCAACUCGCAGCUUACGGUAGGGCACAGGCAGGCGCGGCGAAUGCACCUGUGCCAGCGCCCAUUCCUGUCAACGCUCAAGCACGACUGAACGAGACACAACGGCCACAAUACGUGACGGCGAUGCAGCAACAAGCCACUCGGAUGGAUUCUCGCGUUGUACAGGAUUACUCCAACGCCCUCUACAGGAAUCAACGCCAGCUUCAGCGCCAGCGAGCCGCCGCAAACCAAAGCCUGCAUCCGGUGAAAAGUCUGGACAACAAGACCGACGGCCGUCCGGACCCGAAGGAGUCGGAAGACCUGAACGUCAGCCUUGAGUGCAAGAUCUGCUUCACGCAAUUGGUGGACACGGUCAUCCUGCCAUGUGGCCACGCGGUCCUCUGCCGCUGGUGUGCAGACGUCCAUAUGCCGAGCUGUCGGAAUGACCCGAACCGUCUGGAGGGCAAUCCGAUCUGUCCGAUUUGUCGUGGGACAGUGAGGCACAAGUGUCGUAUUUACUUUUCAUGA